This is a messenger RNA of Magallana angulata, 1709 nucleotides long. Its product is annotated as tachykinin-like peptides receptor 99D. Gene Ontology annotation, molecular function: G protein-coupled peptide receptor activity. The transcript has 3 exons. The record is from RefSeq and is a predicted model, not a curated record. Bases 472 to 1533 code for a protein of 353 amino acids. Gene Ontology annotation, biological process: neuropeptide signaling pathway. Gene Ontology annotation, cellular component: membrane. Lineage: Eukaryota; Metazoa; Mollusca; Bivalvia; Ostreida; Ostreidae.
CGUGUGGAGAUAAACACUUUAUAUAUAUGAGCGGCGUAAUGAGUGAUUUGUCGAUGUAUGAUCAAGCGACACCUAACGCAUCGCGGACUUCUGACCACAAAAUCAUUCAACAAUCAACAAAGGGGACCCCCGUCCCGACCAGCCAUCCAAAACGAUUCAAUAAGUCUACUAGCUGCCAUUUUGUUCUAUCGUACACGUUUACUUUCGUCUGUAACAAUAUUGUUGAUUGAAGUUAAUCGGGGACCUAUAGAUUUUAGCCACUGACUACAGAGAGACAAUAGUGGCGUGGUGCGGUGUUUGAAAUUGCUCCAACGUUCGCCCUGUUGGCGGUUCGUGUUUUGGUUGUCUGUGGGAUGUUUUCAUAACGCUAAGUAAUGGACAUGACCACAGAGGUCAGAAGAGAGAGAAACCCAUGGCUCAGCACAUGUGAUUGAGCUGAAAUGUUAUCAAAGUAGAUCUUACAAAAUUUAGAUGAUGUCCGGCGAUGACCUUAACCUUACUUGCCACACUUGGGUCAAGGACUAUCUCCCUAGAGACAGGAACAUCACUCUUGAGUUAGCCAAUCAGAUAUUAGUGGCGCGCUUGAUUGGCGGGGUCAUAUUUCUGGCAAUUCUAAUUGUGAUUGGCUUGGUUGGAAAUGCCCAUGUGAUCUACGUGUACACCCGAAAAUUCAAAAAUUCAAAUUACCGGAUAUAUGUGUUAUGGUUGGCUAUUCUGGACAUAUUUAACUGUUCUGUCAGCGCACCUUUGGUGAUCAUCUACCUGUGUAACGCCGUCACUUUUCAGUCUGAGGUCUUCUGUAAAAUCUACAGGUUUAUUCUGUAUUUUGCCUCGAUCUGUUCAACGUGUGCCCUUGUUGUUAUUGCGAUCGAUCGAUGCCGGAAGGUGACACGCCCACUGGGGACCCAGAUUACCACCUCUCAGGCCCGGCUGAUGUGUGCGGCGUGUCUGGGGAUAAGUUUACUGCUGUCGUGGCCCGCUCUGCUCCUGUACGGAAUCACCGACGAACCCACGGGAAUUCCAGGAUUAAUGGGUUUCCGAUGCCUGGCUAGUGGUAAAACACUGCAACAUCUGGCUCUGUUCCACAUAUUUCAUAUUCUAUUCUUCCUCGCCGUAUCGUCUGCUCUCAUCGGUAUCUAUGUCGUCAUAGGGCGGAAAAUUUACGUGCACACCUAUUUCCGGGAUAGCGUGCAGACGGGAUCGGUCCAGUUUGCAGAGGAGUCUCCACAAGUAAAGCCCAAAAACGAGAACCGGCCCUCGCCCAUCUCCCAGGCGACGCUGAAGCGGACCACGGGGACGCUGUUUACCGUGACCUUGGCCUAUAUACUGAGCGCCAUUCCACAUCACGUGUUGUCGGUGAUAUUCUUUGUGAACCCUGCGUUUGACUGCUCCAUGACGCUGAUCGGCGGUCAGUUUUACUAUACUUUCGUGUGGUCCUAUUUCAUCAACAGCGCCAUCAACCCAUUCAUUUACAGUUUCCGGGAUUCUAAAUUCCGACAUGAAGUGAAAAAAAUGUACGGUCUGAUCAUGUGAUUGAUCAUUUCUAAGUUAAACGUGACAACACGACUUGAUGGAACCUUCUGCUGCAUGUUUCUUUUUUUCAAAAACUGUGAUAAAUCAUAUGCAAGGCAGAAUAAAGUAUGAUCAACUCCUUAUAUUAUGCAUAGAAUAAAUAUUUUAAAAGCUGUGAUAUUUUGCAAAUUCGUUGU